Messenger RNA from Austrofundulus limnaeus, 3528 nucleotides. RefSeq names its product ceramide synthase 4b (gene cers4b). Gene Ontology annotation, molecular function: sphingosine N-acyltransferase activity; DNA-binding transcription factor activity, RNA polymerase II-specific; DNA binding. The coding region runs from base 537 to 1724 and encodes 395 amino acids. Gene Ontology annotation, biological process: ceramide biosynthetic process; regulation of DNA-templated transcription. Gene Ontology annotation, cellular component: membrane. The transcript is spliced from 11 exons. NCBI's taxonomy places the organism in Eukaryota, Metazoa, Chordata, Actinopteri, Cyprinodontiformes, Rivulidae. The record is from RefSeq and is a predicted model, not a curated record.
CARUUAAUGUGUUUAGUAAAAUAAGCUCGUGUUAAGAAUGUUUUUAAGCUAGCAGGGCUGCUCUGCUCGAAGCUCAGCGGGAUGUAGCGGGAAUGAGAGGGCUGGGAUUCUGUACGCUAAUACACUUUAUAUUGAAUCAAUAAAAUAAAAAACGGCUUCAUUUUAAACCGUAAAUCUGUUUUUGUUUCGUUGGGGGUCUCCUGGCGUUGCUUCGCGGUUAUUUCGUGUCGUAGUUUGACGGGUAUCCUCUGUGCUGCGCCGCUAAUCGAUACGCCGGUGUUGUGUCGAAAAGUGAUAGCCUGUCAAAAAUUGAUCUGCCGUUAUCGCGCAUGCGCAGUCUGUGUGAGAAGAACCGUUUUUUAUUUUCUGCAGUUAAACGUAAUWACAGUUUGUAUAUUUGUGACGUUGAAACAGCAAGCUAGAGACACUCAGACAGGCUGGGCGCGCUCCCAGUCAUCAAUAUUUGGCACAACAUCUGAGACUGAAGCAGCGUUUUAAUCCAUUGUCUGGACAGGCAGACCAGUUUUGUACGAAGGAUGGAGGCCCUGUUCAAUGAGUGGCUGUGGCAGGAGCGGUACUGGCUUCCUCCUGGUAUUGGAUGGAAGGACACUGAGAUGAAGGAAGAUGAGGGCCACUUUCCUUUACCCAGGGAUCUCAUCUGCACUUUACCACUGGCCUUGGUCUUCAUAGUGCUCAGAUUUGUGUUUGAGAGGAUCAUCGCAAUUCCUUUAAGCAGAUUUUUAGGUGUGAAGGAUCGGAUUCAAAUUCAAGUCUCACCUGUCCCAGAAUUGGAGGCCUUCUACAAGUACAAAAGUCGGCGACCAUCCAAAAGUGAGGUGGUGGGCUUGGUGAAGCAGUGUGAUCUCACCGAAAGGAAGAUCCAGACCUGGUUCAAGAACAGACGAAACCAGGACCGACCCAGCAAAACAAAAAAGUUCUGCGAGGAAUCCUGGAAGUUUGCGUUCUACCUGAUAGCAUUCACAGCAGGACUGAGCUCACUUAUUAAUACCUCAUGGCUCUGGGAUCAAAAAGAGUGCUGGAGGGGUUACCCCAAACAGCCCGUGUCAGACACUCACUACUGGUAUUACAUGCUGGAGAUGGGUUUCUAUCUGUCCCUGAUUCUGACUUUUUCUAGGGACGUCAAACGAAAGGAUUCCAAAUGGCAGCUGAUGCAUCACAUCACCACCGUAUUCCUCAUCGCCUUCUCAUACUGUGCCAACUAUGUGAGGGUUGGCUUGUUGGUGAUGCUGUUGCACGAUUCGUCCGACUACAUCCUCGAGUUGGCCAAGAUGUUUCACUACGCAGUUUGGAAGAGGACGAGUGAGUCGCUGUUUGUCGUCUUUGCUGUCGUCUUCCUGGUUACAAGACUCGUGGUGCUUCCUUGCAGACUUAUCCACACAACCUUGUUGGUGUCCAUGGAGUUCUACCAGCCCUUCUUCGGUUAUUAUUUCUUCAACGCUCUGCUCCUGGUGCUACAAGUGCUGCACAUCAUCUGGGGCCGCGACAUUGUGCGGAUGGCCUUCAAGUUUCUCUUCAGUGGCAAGAUCGAGGGCGAUGAGCGCAGCGAUACAGAGAGCGAGGACGACGAAGAAGGAGAGGGAGGGGACGCAGAGGAUGAAGAGAACAGGAUGAACUCUAAACUGACUCCGCUGGCUAACGACAGUGUCCUGAACAACCUGACCAAUCAGAGGAGCGUAAACAACCGGCUGCCCAAAGCCAGAUAAUGGAUCAGCUCCCAUCUCUCUCUCACACACACACACACACACACACACACACACACACACACACACACACACACACACCAAACAUCUACUUUCACUUACUGGGGAUGAACUAAUUCAUUAGACACAGUUCACUGGAAAUUUCAGGUCAAAAUAGUUACUCAUUAUACUUUUUUUCUCCAAAAACAGAAGCACAGGCGACUGUAGAUCUUUACAACCAGUGAACAAAGAGGAAAUGACAUCAUACCGCUAAAAAAAUAAAAUAAAAUAAAUCUAAAAAACAUGAAAAUACUUUAAGUUUUACUGUGGUUUUGGUAGAUUUUAUAUUUAUACUGGGUUUUUUUUUCAUGUUAUUCAACUUGUUUGUAAAUACUGAAAGGAAAAAACUAUUUAAUUUAGUAUUUGGAAAAGGCUAGAUUUCUUCAGUUAUAAGACAAACUGCAGUAAUAUGUGGUAUAAUUUAAACAAAUAAGCUCAAAGCUACAAUAUCUUUGUAAAUUAUCUUCACAGCUUGAUUAUUCUUUGCAUAAAGAUGAUUUAAAACACUGAUUCUAGUGUUCAGAAGCUUUAGAAUAUUAAGUUUACAAUCUUUGGCCCAGUAUAAAAUACUGCUGCAGAAGUUCUGUGGGAACUAUUAGGUUGUAAUAAGUUCCUCAUGUUCAGUCAGGUUUUAAACUGAUAUAGCGCCCCCUGCUGUGCAAAAAAAGAAUAUAUUCUUGUCUCUGCUGCCAGUGUGCACAGAAAGCUCACCAAUUAAUUGGUUUAAUUUAUUGAAAAAUUGCACUGAAACAUGGGCUUGUUUUAUUUGUCUUCUGUUCCUACAUGCUGUGAAACUAAUUAAUUUUUGUUGGAGUUUUGUUAAAGUUUACACCUCUAGAGAGACUGCCGUUUUGUUUUUUCAUUGUUUUGCUACAAGCUCUCUGUCUAAAACCUGUAUUUAAGUGGUGAAAUUCACUGAACAAAGCCACAUAGACCUGGGUAAGUCAGAGAAACAUGUACAUAGUUGGGCAUUAGUGAGAUAUUUUAUGGCUUCAUGACUCAGAGAACAAASUUUGAAUAAAAAAAUUUGACUGGCUUAGUGUAAUUUACUGAUACCAGGCACUUACUUGUUCCGCUCAAUGAAAUAAGCAGCUACAGACAAAAACACUCAUCAAACAUCACUUCCUGCUUUUCACCGGGGCAUUCCAAAAAAGUGGGUUGUGGUCUGUGUAAACCACCACUUUAUUACCACCACUUAAGUAAACGUCGAAAUGAGUGAGAGCAAGAAUCAAAGCCAGCGUUUCUUUUUCUACAACCGAAAAACUGUCAAACACAAGGCCCGCGGGCCACAUGACUAUAUAGUAGCAAUUCUUGUCAUUCUGACAGGCUUCUAUUUACACAAAGUGUCUAAAAAUAUAGCAAAUUCUCUGUAAUGUGUUGGCACAUCACCUGAUGAUGAUGAUGAUGAUGAUGAUGAUGAUGAUGAUGAUGAUGAUACAGCGCGCGCCUCCUCCUGUCCUCAGGACCGUGCGUAAAAAACAAGCUCCUCCUCUUCUUUCCCUUUCUCAUUAGUCGCUGGUUGUUUCAAUCUUUGAGCGCAACUUUAAGACGAGCUUGAACCGGUAGGUGUAACAUUUUACAGACACUCCGUUACAGUUAAUGUGUUUAGUAAAAUAAGCUCGCAUUAAGAAUGUUUUUAAGCUAGCAGGGCUGCUCCGCUCGAAGCUCAGCGGGAUGUAGCGGGAAUGAGAGAGCUGGGAUUCUGUACGCUAAUAUACUUUAUAUUGAAUCAAUAAAAUAAAUAAAAAGCUUCAUUUUAAACCGUAAA